Messenger RNA from Neofelis nebulosa (Clouded leopard), 2481 nucleotides. It is a transcript of the gene C9H20orf96, whose product is annotated as chromosome 9 C20orf96 homolog. The coding region runs from base 167 to 1252 and encodes 361 amino acids. The transcript has 11 exons. The record is from RefSeq and is a predicted model, not a curated record. NCBI's taxonomy places the organism in Eukaryota, Metazoa, Chordata, Mammalia, Carnivora, Felidae.
CGCGUCCGUUUCCUUGGAGACGGACAGCCCGGUCUCGCUGGAAGUUUGAGCUGCCUAGGUUACCACGUGGUCCACGCUCAGACAAAAGAGUUGCAGAAGCCGAAUAAAUAGGCAUCGCAAGAGAUCGGAGCCCCGCGGACUCACGACUCUUCUUCCAUUUUCCCCAAUGGCCCAUGUCUUUCCAAAACCCAACCGCUCUGGGAUUCGCUCCACAGUCCACAACUUCCAGAUUCUGGAUUAUGUUCCAUGGCAGCGGUCCAAGCAGAAAACCAAGCCAUCUACUCUGCCUCCAGUCCUACAAUCCAGAGGCCACAAGAAGAGCAGAGUGAAGGCUUUGACUAGUGUCCCGCCAGCGUUGCAUUCCAAGUCCGCCACGUCGAUGACAAGCCAGCUGAGGCAGCCACAAGAAAUGCACAGAGAGAAGCUGGACUCUGGGAAGGCACAGGCCAAAAUCCGGCUAAUGAAGACGUUGCUCAGGAACGAGCGAAACUCACUCCAGGAGCUGUGCAGCCAUGAGGUCUUCCUCACCACGCUCAACUGGGAGCUGGUCAAGGCCAUCCAGGACAUGGAGGACAGCUCGGCCCUGAACGUGCGCGCGAUGCUGCAGCAGCAGGACAUCCUCGCGACCAUCGUGGACAUCUUGGAGUGCUCCAACAAGAAGAAGCUGCGGCAGCUGACGUGUGAACUGAAGGAGUGGGAGGAGAAGGAGGAAUCCAAGAUGAAGCACCUGGAGCAGCAGGUGGAACAGCUGAACGCCACGAUCGAGAAGACCCAGAAGGAAGUGAACUUCCUGAGCACGUACAUGGACCGCGAGUACCCUGUCAAGUCGGUCCAGAUUGCCAACCUUGUGCGCCAGCUGCAGCAGAUAAAGGACAGCCAGCAGGAUGAGCUGGAUGACCUUAAUGAGAUGCGCAGAAAGGUCCUGGAGUCUUUGUCCGAGCAGAUUCAGAGGAAGAAGAAAAACCUUCUGAGAUCUCUGGUGGUGAAAAACCAGCAGCGCCAUCAGGAGGCUCUUCUGCAGAAGAUCCGGGAUGGGCAGGACAUGCUGAAAUGCAGGGGCAAGUUCAGAGAAUUUAUCAGCCAGUUUGAGGAGGAAAUACCCAUCCUAAAGGCCGAGGUGGGGCGGCUCAAGGUCCAAGUCCAGGAGCCCCGAGAGACCGUGUUUGCGGAUGUUCUGCUUCGGAGACCCAAGUGCCCCCCAGACAUGGAUGUCAUCCUCAACAUCCCUGUGGAGGAACUGCUCCCCUUCUAGAUGGCAGGCCAUGGGCCAUCCUUCCCUCCCUGCUCUUUCCCCCAUACCUGGAGCCUUGACUUGUCUCCUUCCACGGCCACGUGUCCACUCAGACCCUGGACUGCCCUCUCUCCCUUCCUUCCUUUCUCCCUCCCUCCCUCUCUGCCCCCACCCUUCCUCUCCUUUCCUUCCUUCCUCCCUCUCUCCCUUCCACCUUCCUCUCCUUUCUUCCCUCCCUCUUUCCCCCCACCCUUCCUCUCCUUUCCUUCCUCCCUCUCUCCCUUCCGCCUUCCUCUCCUUUCUUCCCUCCCUCUUCCUCCCCACCCCUCCUCUCCUUUCCUCCCUCCCUCUCCCUCCCCCUCCCCCCUUCCUCUUUUCUUUCUGGCUGGUGCAGCUGCUUGGGCCAGGUGUGCAUUCCCAGUGAAGCGUGCCAUUUCUUUUUACCAAUAAAGCUGGCUUUGCAUUUGCUCCCUUGCUUGGAGAUUUCCGGCUAGGCCUGGAGAAGAUGUGGUAGGCACGGACUGUCUUAAGAUAAGGGGUGGGUAACUGUGCUGACCGUAUCUGGGGGCACAGAACAUCUCAAGAAGGGCUCCUGACCCCCUGCCUGAGUCUCGAUGGCUCUGUGGCUCCGGGCUGCCCCGCCCCUGGCAUCCCUGGUGCAGUGGGAGCCCAGCUUCCCUCCGGAUUUGUACCCAGACCUUUUGAGGCCAGUGCCAGGGCGGAGGGGAGACUCCCCGAGUCCGAUGCACCUGGGAUGUUGCUGGGCUUUCAUAGCCGAUGGCCAUCUCUAUUCUCGCGCAGCCGUCUGUCUGUCCACUGCCUGUGCCCCAGCUGUGCGCGGACGUGGCACCCACCCAGGUGCGUAGUUGGGCACAGCCCCCAGCGUGUGCUCCUGGACCCCCUGCAUGCAAGGACUGUCCCUCCAGUUACUGGGAGUGCUGUUAGCACACAUCCCUCGGCUGUCGGACCCUCAGGGGCUGCCUCAGCUGCAGAGGCCACUUCACCCAAGGUCAGCUGUCCUCCCACAUCCACUGACUGCUCCGGGUGCAAAUACCAAAGUCCCGGCCGUCUUGGCCUCACUUGGGACAACUCCGAAGGCCUGUUCUGGCUCCAGAACUCCCUGUAGGGUCAACUGAAACAGUCCUCGGGCCUGCCUCGCAGCUUGACCUCUCCCUCUGCCCGGUCCUGCCUGCCUCUCCCUUCCUCAGUUGACUCCCGGGUGCCCAUUGGUAAACAUCCUGCACUUUAUA